Molecule: messenger RNA, 3549 nt
Organism: Peromyscus maniculatus bairdii (prairie deer mouse)
Lineage: Eukaryota; Metazoa; Chordata; Mammalia; Rodentia; Cricetidae
Gene: Sost
Product: sclerostin
Biological process (GO): ossification; negative regulation of Wnt signaling pathway; negative regulation of BMP signaling pathway
Molecular function (GO): BMP binding
Source: RefSeq, a predicted model, not a curated record
GAUGACCACAAUGUGAGGAACUGUUUUAAAGGGCCACAGCAUUGGGAAGGUUGAGAACCAGUGGCCUAGAUGGACCUGAGAUGGCUUUCUGAAACUCAUCUGUGACAUGUGUCCCUUGGGUCUUUCCUCUAGGACUCGGAGCUGUUUAUUAAAAUAUAAUGAGAGACUAGAGAGAUAACUUGGUAAGAGUGCAUGUUGUGCAAGCAUGAAGACCUGAGUUCGAAUCCCUAGCGUCCAUGUGGAAAAGUGGCCAUAUGUGCUUAUAACCCCAGGAUUGCGGGGGUGGGGUAGGAGGGUAGAGGCAGGUAGAUCAUGGGAUCUCACUAGUCAGCUAGCCAGCCUAACCUACAUGUCUCAGUAAGAGAGCCUGUCUCGGGGGAUAACUUGGAGAGUGACAGAGGAGAACACACCUCCUCUGGUCUUUGCAUGAACCCACACAUGUAUACUUACACACAUAUAACACACACACACACACACUCACUCACACUCACGCAUGUACACAGAAAAUGUAAUAAGCUGAGAGAUGAUGGGGGAAACAUCAGCACUAAAAGCACUGACCUUAGCUUUUGCUAAGAAAUGGGAAUCCAUGUUGCCUGCUUCAGACCUGGCCAGGGAAGGAACUACCUUUGGCACACCAGUCUAUAAACCACAUUGAGUUCCCUGGCUAAAAAUCACCUGUGACAGAUCCCAGGUCCCAAAGAGUAGACGAGAUUUCCUCUUUGUGCUCCAUCUCCAAGAGCCUUGGUGACCUGCUUACCUCAACCUGUCACCAGAACCCCACCUUCUCACUGGGGGCUCUGGACUCUCUACUACUCCCACCCCCCAUUUUUGAAGAGAAAGCCAAGACACUUUUUUGCUCAGAACCAUUAGUGUUGAGCCAUAUGGACGUGAGGCCAAUGGAGUUUCUUUAAAAGCAUUCCUGUACAGGGUUUGCAUAGCAAAUCUGAGACCCUAGGUUGGAUUCUCCAGAAUUCCCCCCCCCCAAUAAAAAGGCAACCUUCUGCUUCUGGGUGGGAGUGGGGUGUAAACAAACACCUUUAAUUAAGACCAUUAGCUGGUGGGGUGGCAAAGAAACUUGGCUGGAGGAAUUUGGUCAGCUGGACUCUGCCUUCGGUAGAACCCGGAGCCCCACAUGUUUCCUUUGUUAAGCUGGCCCACAGUUUGUUUUGAGAAUGCCUGAGGGGCCCAGGGAACCAGACAAUUAAAAGCCAAGCUCAUUUUGAUAUCUGAAAACCACAGCCGUCUGAACGUGGGAGGUGCUGGGAGAGCUUAACUCUGUCCCUGCCUCUCCGCCCCCCACCCCCCUUGGGUCACCUGGGAGUGCCAGCAGCAAUUUGGAAGUUUGCUGAGCUCGAGAAGUCUUGGGGAGGGCUCACUCUGAGCACACCCCUUUCCCCCUGGAGAGGGGGGUAGGAAACAUGGGACCAGCCCUGUUUCAGCCCCUCCUUAUUGGCUGGCAUGAGGCAGAGGGGCUUUAAAAAGGCCACUGCAUCUAGGCUGGGGACUGGAGCCUGUGCUAGGGACUGCCCUCCAUCUGGCACCAUGCAGCUCUCACUGGCCCAGUGUCUUGUCUGUCUGCUUGUUCAUGCAGCCUUCCCUGCUGCGGAGGGCCAGGGGUGGCAAGCCUUCAAGAAUGAUGCCACAGAAAUCAUCCCUGGGCUCAGAGAGUACCCUGAGCCUCCCCAGGAGCUGGAGAACAACCAGACCAUGAACCGGGCCGAGAACGGAGGAAGACCUCCCCACCAUCCCUAUGACACCAAAGACGUGUCGGAAUACAGCUGCCGUGAGCUGCACUACACCCGCUUCGUGACCGACGGGCCGUGUCGCAGCGCCAAGCCGGUCACCGAGCUGGUGUGCUCCGGCCAGUGUGGCCCCGCGCGCCUGCUGCCCAACGCCAUCGGCCGCGCGAAGUGGUGGCGCCCGAACGGACCCGACUUCCGCUGCAUCCCGGACCGCUACCGCGCUCAGCGGGUGCAGCUGCUGUGCCCCGGGGGCGCGGCGCCGCGCGCGCGCAAGGUGCGUCUGGUGGCCUCCUGCAAAUGCAAGCGCCUCACACGCUUCCACAACCAGUCGGAGCUCAAGGACUUCGGGCCCGAGACCGCGCGACCGCACAAGGGUCGCAAGCCACGGCCCCGCGCCCGGGGCGCCAAAGCCAACCAGGCGGAGCUGGAGAACGCCUACUAGAGCGCUCCCGCGCCCACGCAGCCCCCGAGCGAUCCGACUCGUUUUCAUUGUAAAGCCUGCAGCCCAAGCCAAGGGCACCAAACCUUCCAGGCCAUGCGCGGAGUCCCCAACCCGUAGAGUCCCCUCGCCCUCCUGCCUGCUGCGGACUGUUCCCCCAGGCCAGGAGAGGGAGCUGAGUCAUAGACACUGAGCCACUCUGCCCAACCCUGGGGGAGGGGUUCGGGGGGAGGGGAGAGGUGGAGGACCCUCUACGGGACAAGGUAGCAUUUUCACCAUAAAGGGAGGGGAGUGUGAAAGAACCCGGUUACGGAAGUACAGUAAGAUUCCCCCACCCCCACCCCGCUGUGUGCAAGAGCACGGGACUAGAUAGGGGUUUGGGCCCUGGCUUGGCCACUGAGUGUGAGGUUGAGCUACGUGGUUUUCUUUUUGGUACCUCAGUGUCUCCUUUGUAAAAUAUGGGUCAGGGUGAGAGUAAGACUCUCCAAGGACUCUGCUGAGAUUCCAAGGACAUGGGCAGAUGGACGGGACAGGGAGCGAGCCAGGGAGAGAGAGAGGGAAAGAGAUUUCUGGUUGGUAACUUCCUAGAAGAGGCUGUUGAUUCCUGGCCUGGCCUCCCCAGAUGUUUGGCUACCCCCACUCCUUCAUCUCAAGUUUGCCUUCAACUGGGAUUGGGGUCCCAGAGAUGGUGGAAGGGACAGAAAUCGCAACCCUGUUCCCCAAAGCUCGGUUUCCUGCCCCUACAGCCUUGACACAUUUUAAAGGGGUUUUCUACACACAGAUGAAGGUCCUUGGGGGGAAACCGGGCUUGCCAGCCACUUCCAACCAAAGAUGUCUCUUCCAGGACAGCUCCUCCCGCCUGCCACCCACGGACACAUUUCUGUCUAGGAAAACAGCUUCUUCGUGCUCUCCUUCGUGAUGGCAUAUCUUACAUGAAAAAUAGUGUGUGGGGUGUGGGGGGGAGGGGAACAAGUGCUGUACAUAUGCUGAGAGGUCGUGAGGCGCCACAGCCGCCACCCACAAAUCUUUUUGUAAAUCAUUUCCAGACACCUCUUACUUUCUGUGUGGGUUUUAAUUGUUAAAAAGGGAGGGGGGGGGAGAAAAGAAUGUUUGUAACCACGUUGGAGGAGGGAAGCCCCUGGGGCUAGCCUGGUGGGUUUGGCAAACUCUCCAUGUGGGACUCAUCCACAAGAAUGGAAGUCGUGGUUUUUAAAGAGUUCAGUGACAUAUUUAUUUUCUCAUUUAAGUUAUUUAUGCCAACGUUUUUCUUGUAGAGAAUGACAGUGUUAAUAGCGCUUUGUGAAACACAAGUGUGUUUUUUUGGCGACCGGAGGCAUUGUUAAUAAAGACAAUGAAUUAUGAUCAGGA